Molecule: messenger RNA, 2538 nt
Organism: Folsomia candida
Lineage: Eukaryota; Metazoa; Arthropoda; Collembola; Entomobryomorpha; Isotomidae
Exons: 6
Coding region: 385-1977 (530 amino acids)
Molecular function (GO): protein binding
Source: RefSeq, a predicted model, not a curated record
UGGGAGGGAAUUGCACGCGGGCUGGUGGCUGGACACUCGAGUUUCGCAAUUCCGGUCAUUUGUUAUUUUUUUUUCAUUUCACUUUUUAUUUUUAGUUUGCUUUCUUUUCAAAUUUCUGUAAUUUUUUAAAGUGCUUAGUCCUUUUUACCAAUUUUGAGUUAGUUGUUUAUUUAGUAAAUGGGGAGCGGGGCAGACAGAACACAUGUAGAAAGUAGAAACGGUAGAAUAUUUAUUUUUACGAAGGAUGUACAAGAAAUCUGAGGUCAAAGUUUGACCACAAAGUUUGACCGGGUCAAACACUUGUGGAUCUCGAGUACCGACACUAAGUAAUGUUAUUUUUGAACUGAAAAAGUGGGUGAAUUUAGACAGGACCCAAGGAUCAUCAUGAAACCGGAGAAUUGUGAAUCCAUCAAGGAGAAUCUAGGUUCGACACAGUCUUCUGGUUACAACUCGAAUACUUCGGAUGAAGGGUUACAAAUUAUGUCCCCAAAAAAUACCUCAAGAUUGAAACUCGAGGAUUCAGCUAAUACUGCAGAUGAAAAAGUAACAAUGGAACAGAUUGAAAUAAACGAAAAACUAAUUGGAAGCCCUGUUUUGGAACGAAUCAUCGAAUCACAAUAUGAAAUUGAUACUGUUUUGUCAUGUCGCGACGGUAAAGUUGGAGCACACCGAAUUGUGUUAGCGUCAGCGUCGCCAUUCCUAGAAUGCUUGUUGGCAGACCAUGAUUUGGGUGAAUUGGCAACAAUUGUACUUCCGGACAUCCCUGUGAAAGUCAUGACACUAAUUCUACACUUCUGUUAUAAUGGCCAAGUUGUGUUUCCGCUAGAACUACAAAAGGAAAUAUAUGAUGACAUGGAGUAUCUGAUGAUUGGAACCGGGAAGGAACUUUACAUAAAGAAAGUAAUUACCCAACCACCAUCUAAUUCGAAUCUUACUCUUCAAGCGAACCCUGCACAAGCCCUUGAGAAACUUGAAGAAAAUACGGCUACUACCCCUCUCGUUCGUUUCCCAUCACCAGAUAGCGAAACAGAAAUUGGAAGUGAUUCAGAAACCGAAUGUGAAACGGAAGUAGAAAAAGAAAUCUCAAUUUCAAAUACAGGUUCAUCAGUUUUUACAAUUGGUCCAGACAGGAAAGAUAGAUUUUAUCGUUGUAUGUUUUGUGAUUAUAAAAAUCAACUCAGGUCUAACCUGGUCAUGCAUAUAAAAAAUCAGCAUAAUAAGGAAACCAAAUUGGAAUUACCCACAUCAGCAGACAUGACAAGCUUAUCCUUUUGUCCAGAGUGUAAAGUGCAACACCUGACCUUGUCAAAUUGCGAUGGCUGCUUGAAGAAACACCAAAUGGCUCGAUGCUACACAUGCUUUGGAGUUUUCCUUUCUGACCAAUUGAUACCACAUUAUAAAGAUGCUCACGGUAUCAAGUCGAAGUAUGGAUUUGUCUCUCCGUGUCGCUGGUGUGAUAUCGCCAUUGGCAUAACUGACGAUGGGAGCCUGCUUCGAAAUCAUGCAAUAAAUUCGCACACUGCAACGUUCGCUAGGGCGACAAAGAAAAUUUCGUCUUCAUCACCAGUGAAAAGACGGAAAGCACAGAAAAGUUCCACCUCCAACAGCAAUACAAGAAUGACUAGAGGUCUUUCAAUGUCAACUUCUGUCAACCCUUCAUCUUCAGUACUGCCAUUUGUACGCAUAUUUCAACAAAAUUUGUACAAUUCUAAUCGAGAAUCUCAACAAUAUGCCACAGAGGUAAAAAAACGAAAGCAUGAUGAACACGGAAAACCACUACAAGUUGCAAAGAGAAGUAAAGGUCCUCCUACACAAAGGGAAGGGAAGAUAUUAAGGUCCACAACGAAGUAUAAUAAGGGCAUAUUAACCAUCCAUCCAAAUUCAGCUACCAGAAAAAUCCCAAUUGAUCAAGUACCAAAAGUCCAUGUGCAUCUUAAUUUACAAGCCGAUGAUUCUGAAGAGGAAGUUGUGACCUGAAGUUUCAAGCCUCAGAGGCAAUCAAAUUAACGAUGUCUUGGAGCAGAAGAAUUUAAAUUUAGAAUACGAACAUAACGAUUGAUUACAAAGCAUAAUUUUAUAUUGUUAUAUCAUUAGCAAAUCAUACCUAACCUACGCCUGUACUCGUAAUUGUAAACAUAUUGCUAAAAAAUGGCUUUUGAUUUACUUUUAUAAAAGCGCUUUUAUUAAUUAGCUUUAUUUGAGCCAAAUCAACCAUGAUCUGUGUCAACAACCCGGUGGCCGGUACCUAGUAAUCUCAAACUCAAAAUUUUAUAAAUAUAAUGUUCGAGCUGGUCUUAAAAAGUGUAAAUUAAAGUAACUGAUUUUAAUAUAUUGUCAUUUUUCAUCAAAACGUGCCCAAAUCUUUCUUCCAGUGUGCUAAAUUCUUCCAGAUAUAUUCCCAUAAUUAUAAAGAAGAGAUAUAUUUAUUUAUUUAACAUAUUAGCAUUUUUUUAACAAGUAAGUAGACGUUAUAAAUUAUUGCAUACAACGAAUAAUAAUAAAAAUAUUGCAAAAUGAAACUACCCCUCUUCAUACAAA